AUUUCGGCGAUUUCCUUUUUCUUUCUUACAAGCAACAUCAAUCAAUCAUUUUAGUUAAAAAUUUAAAAUAUAUAACAAAUUAAAAAAGACAGUCAGUUCGAUGUAAUCGACAGUACAUCUACUGGAUCGCCAGCUGUAUGUAGAGAGAAAUGAGCAGCGAAGCGUAAAUAAAAAGAGAUAACAGGGGGAGAGAGCGAGAGACAGAGAGAGCAGGAAAUGGCGUGCUGAGGGGGCGACAAGCACCACAACUCAACUGUGAGGUUCCCACUGGAAAGCUAGAGAGAGAGAGAGAGAGAGACAUCAUGGAAGCGAGUGCCGGUAUGGUUGCCGGAUCCUACCGCCGGAACGAGCUGGUUAGGAUUCGCCACGAUUCCGACAGCGGGCCCAAACCAUUGAAGAAUCUGAAUGGUCAGACCUGCCAGAUCUGCGGCGAUAGUGUUGGACUUACUGCUAGUGGUGAUGUCUUUGUUGCCUGCAAUGAGUGUGCCUUCCCUGUUUGCCGUCCUUGCUAUGAGUAUGAGAGGAAGGAUGGCACCCAGUCUUGCCCUCAAUGCAAGACUAGGUACAAGAGGCACAAAGGGUGCCCUCGGGUUGAUGGAGAUGAAGAUGAAGACGAUGUUGAUGAUCUUGAAGAUGAGUUCAGUUAUCAAGGCAUGGGCAAAGCACGUCGCCACUGGCAGGGUGAUGAUGUGGAACUGUCUUCAUCAUCCAGACAUGAAAGUCAAAUGCCAAUUCCCCUUCUGACUAAUGGGCCACAGGUUUCUGGUGAAAUUCCUACCCCUGACACGCAGUCUGUGCGAACUACGUCAGGGCCUUUGGGCCCUACGGAGAAGAAUGUACAAUCAUCUCCUUAUAUCGAUCCAAGGCAACCAGUUCCUGUUAGAAUUGUGGAUCCUUCAAAGGACUUGAAUUCUUAUGGCCUUGGGAAUGUGGACUGGAAGGAAAGGGUGGAAGGUUGGAAACUCAAACAGGAGAAGAACAUGGUGCAUAUGAGUAACAGACAUAGUGAAGGAAAAGGUGAUAUUGAAGGCACUGGUUCUAAUGGGGAAGAGCUCCAAAUUUCUUUCUUGUUAAACAGGGCUGAUGAUGCUCGACAGCCUCUUAGCCGGGUGGUUCCUAUUCCUUCUUCUCACUUGACCCCAUAUCGUGUUGUAAUCAUUCUCCGGCUGAUCAUUUUGGGGUUCUUCUUGCAAUACCGUGUCACUCACCCCGUGAAGGAUGCAUACCCAUUGUGGCUUAUCUCUGUCAUUUGUGAGAUCUGGUUUGCUUUGUCUUGGAUUCUGGAUCAGUUUCCCAAAUGGUAUCCCAUCAAUCGUGAGACCUACCUUGACAGGCUUGCUUUGAGGUAUGAUCGUGAAGGGGAGCCAUCUCAACUAGCACCUGUUGAUGUGUUUGUGAGUACUGUGGACCCCAUGAAAGAACCUCCACUGAUUACUGCAAACACUGUCUUGUCAAUUCUCUCUGUGGAUUACCCGGUUGACAAAGUAUCAUGCUAUGUCUCUGACGAUGGUUCAGCAAUGUUGACAUUUGAAUCCCUCUCCGAGACUGCUGAAUUCGCUAGGAAGUGGGUGCCAUUCUGCAAGAAGCAUAAUAUCGAGCCUAGAGCUCCUGAGUUUUACUUUGCCCAAAAGAUUGAUUACUUGAAGGACAAGAUUCAACCUUCAUUUGUCAAAGAGAGACGAGCAAUGAAGAGAGAAUAUGAAGAAUUCAAGGUGCGAAUCAAUGCACUGGUUGCUAAAGCACAAAAGAUGCCUGAAGAAGGCUGGACUAUGCAAGAUGGAACCCCAUGGCCUGGAAAUAAUCCUAGGGAUCAUCCUGGAAUGAUCCAGGUCUUUUUAGGACACAGUGGUGGACUUGAUACAGAUGGAAAUGAACUACCUCGUCUUGUCUAUGUUUCUCGUGAAAAGAGACCUGGUUUCCAACAUCACAAGAAAGCUGGAGCUAUGAACGCAUUGAUUCGAGUUUCAGCUGUACUGACCAAUGGUGCCUAUCUACUGAAUGUUGAUUGUGAUCACUACUUCAACAACAGCAAAGCUGUGAAAGAAGCCAUGUGUUUCAUGAUGGACCCUGCCUAUGGAAAGAAGACAUGCUAUGUGCAGUUCCCCCAGAGGUUCGAUGGCAUUGAUUUGCACGAUCGAUAUGCUAAUCGCAAUAUCGUCUUCUUCGACAUCAACUUGAAGGGGCUGGACGGUAUCCAGGGCCCAGUUUAUGUGGGAACUGGUUGUUGUUUCAACAGACAAGCACUUUACGGUUAUGAUCCUGUUCUUACCGAGGAGGAUUUAGAACCCAACAUUGUUGUCAAGAGCUGCUGUGGAUCAAGGAAGAAGAGCAAGAGUGGCAACAAGAAAUAUUAUGAUAAGAAGAAAGGAAUAAAGAGAACCGACUCUUCUGUCCCAAUGUUCAAUCCAGAAGAUAUUGAGGAUGGCUAUGAUGACGAGAGGUCUCUCCUAAUGUCUCAGAGGAGUCUUGAAAAGCGUUUUGGUCAGUCACCAGUUUUCAUUUCUGCAACAUUCAUGGAGCAAGGAGGCAUUCCACCCUCAACGAAUCCUGCUACCCUUCUCAAGGAAGCUAUCCAUGUCAUUAGUUGUGGUUAUGAAGACAAGACCGAGUGGGGCAAAGAGAUUGGAUGGAUCUAUGGUUCGGUUACUGAAGAUAUUUUAACUGGGUUCAAGAUGCAUGCCCGUGGUUGGAUUUCUGUCUACUGCAUGCCUCCACGCCCAGCAUUCAAAGGGUCUGCGCCUAUUAAUCUGUCUGAUCGACUGAACCAGGUUCUUCGAUGGGCCUUGGGUUCGAUUGAGAUCUUGUUGAGCAGGCAUUGCCCCAUAUGGUAUGGCUACAAUGGGAAACUAAGACUUUUGGAGAGGCUGGCCUACAUUAACACCAUUGUCUAUCCCAUAACAUCUCUUCCACUGCUCGCCUACUGUGUUCUUCCUGCCUUCUGUCUCCUCACUAACAAAUUCAUAAUUCCCGAGAUAAGCAACUUUGCCAGUAUGUGGUUCAUCCUUCUCUUUUGCUCCAUUAUCGCCACUGGAAUCCUCGAACUCCGAUGGAGUGGAGUUGGUCUUGAGGACUGGUGGAGGAAUGAGCAGUUCUGGGUCAUCGGUGGCACAUCAGCUCAUCUCUUUGCCGUCUUCCAAGGUCUCCUUAAGGUCCUUGCUGGGAUCGAUACCAACUUCACAGUCACAUCGAAAGCUAAUGAUGAAGACGGCGACUUUGCUGAGCUCUACAUCUUCAAAUGGACGGCUCUCCUCAUCCCGCCAACCACGGUCCUCAUAGUAAACCUGGUGGGCAUCGUUGCUGGUGUCUCCUUCGCCAUUAACAGUGGCUAUCAAUCAUGGGGCCCACUGUUUGGAAAGCUGUUCUUCGCCUUGUGGGUCGUUGCCCAUUUGUAUCCCUUCCUCAAGGGUCUUUUAGGUCGCCAGAAUCGUACUCCGACAAUUGUCAUCGUCUGGUCCAUUCUGCUCGCCUCCAUCUUCUCGUUGCUGUGGGUGCGUAUCGAUCCCUUCACCUCGGAUUCCACGAAAUCUGCUUCUAAUGGUCAGUGUGGUAUCAACUGCUAGGAUACGUUUGUUUCCAUAUAUAAGAUCCUUCGUGUACAUAACAAUGACGAUUCGAGGAGGUGAAGAGAUGGUGUGCUGUUUAUGUAAAACUUGCUCAUGACCCAGACAAAGGAAGGGAAGGAUAGAUGCCUCAUGUCGUUUUUUGUGGGAGUUUUGUGAUGCUAUAUGCUGGAAGGACAUAGCCAACUGUAACUGUGAUUUAUUUGUGUACACUACGAGGAAGGAACCUGUCUUUUUGUUAUAAUGUUAUUCUUUGGUAAUAUUAUCCUUUUUAUAUGUAAGCAGAAUUUUUAUAUU
This is a messenger RNA of Linum tenue, 3857 nucleotides long. Lineage: Eukaryota; Viridiplantae; Streptophyta; Magnoliopsida; Malpighiales; Linaceae. The record is from the annotation of a GenBank genome assembly.